Macrobrachium nipponense is the source of this 1287-nucleotide messenger RNA. Its product is annotated as DNA repair protein XRCC1-like. The transcript is spliced from 7 exons. The record is from RefSeq and is a predicted model, not a curated record. Gene Ontology annotation, biological process: double-strand break repair via nonhomologous end joining; base-excision repair; single strand break repair. The coding region runs from base 16 to 1272 and encodes 418 amino acids. Gene Ontology annotation, cellular component: nucleus. Gene Ontology annotation, molecular function: damaged DNA binding. Lineage: Eukaryota; Metazoa; Arthropoda; Malacostraca; Decapoda; Palaemonidae.
CAUCCUGCCACCAAUAUGUUGAGCGCUGAGACUUUUCGAAAAUGGAGAUGCGCACAAGAUUCGUGUGGAAAGCAGGCAACAGUUACUUUAAAAUUAGAACGAUUAAGUUCCAUCCAUUCUGUUGAUAUUGGCAAUAAUGGAUCUGCAUUUGUUGAAGUUCUUGUUGCACGGGAAGGUGUAGAUUAUCAGGUCCUGCUGGUUGCAUCAUCAUUCAUGACACCAGGAGAAUCUAGAAAUAGCUCAGAUACAAAUCGUGUGCGUAUGUUCGGUCCAGAUAAGCUGAAUAAAAACAUAGCCGAGCAGAAAUGGGAUCGUGUUAAGGUCAUAUGUACCCAGCCCUUUAAUAAGACACUGCAGUUUGGAUUAUCAUUUAUAACUGUAACAGCCUCUUCUGAGGGCUCGGGUGACUCCACCCCUAAAGUCACCAAACUUGGUAGUUUCACCCUGAAAGAUGAGGAAGAGGAAGAUCCAAUAUCAGUUGGGUCUAUUUUUGCUCGAAGGAAGGAGAAAGAAACAUCCUCCCCACUUACAGGUGCAGCAGCCAUUCGUGCAGCUUCUGCUUCAGCUGUGUCUUCAGCUUCAACUCCAGAUUCAAAGAAAACUAAACCGUUUAAUGCUCCAGAUGUUGGAUUCUAUCAGUUGAAGAAAAAUGCAUCUCCAGCACCAGAACGGCCAAAACCACUGCAGCCUUCCACGCAGUCAUCAUCUGAUGCUCACGAAGAGAGAGGCAAAGAAAAAAGAAAAGAAAGAGACAGAGAUUCUGACAAACAUAGAGAACGUGAUAAACGAAGCAAAGAUACAGAAAGUAGAGUUGACAAGGAGAAGGAAAAACCAAAAAAAGAAGGAGGUAGUGAUCGAAAUUCAUCCUCAGAAAGCAACAAGAGGAAGAAUGACUCCAGAGACUUAAAGAGAACAUCUUCUCAUGAAAAUAAGCGGACAGCAUCACCAUCGUCAUCAUCAGCUUCUUCAGGCUCGUCAUCCAAGAGAAAAACAGCUCCUUUUACCUCCUUGUUGAAAGGUGUCACCUUCGUUCUAAGUGGGUAUCAGAAUCCUCUGCGAUCACAGAUUCGAGAUAUGAUGCUGGAAAUGGGAGCAAGGUAUAAACCUGACUGGGAGCCAUCUUGCACUCAUCUUAUAUGUGCCUUUGCUAACACUCCCAAAUAUCAGCAAGUGAAAGGCAAGGGUAAAAUAGUCACAGCAAAGUGGAUAUCGGAUUGCCAUAAAAACAAGAUUCGUUAUCCUUGGAGAAGGUAUGCACUUCCCAGCAGAUAAUGCCAGAGAGAGUGA